AUGUCUUCAAGCGAUCUCGUCGCGUCUGUCAUCAACGCCCAUGGCGGCCUCCCUGCAUAUCAGUCACUGAAUAGCAUUUCGUUCACGUUCUCUUUCACAGGUGCCACACUCGGCAUGAAGGGCCGCCCUCAACACGUCACACCGACUGCCACGACCUUCGUGCAAGAACAGAAGACCAUCUAUCGCGGGCUCGGCGGGUCUUCUGACGAGGAAUGGAUCUUCACUCCCAGCAAGGUCUGGAAGCAGCGCGUCUCGGACGGGUCGAUAAUUGAAGAGCGGGACAACCCGCGUGCCGCGUUCGAGGACCACACACUCGAAACACCUUGGGACGAUCUCCAUUUCCUGUACUUCUGUGGAUACGCGAUGUACCAGUACUUCCACUGGCCGUUUCUUCUCGCUCGGGAAGACAUCACGACCACAGAGCUGGAGCCGCAUACCGAAGGCAGUCUAAAGUGGCGCGUGCUAGAGGUCAGUUAUCCUGAAUACUCGACGCUGGCCACCCAUGCGCGAAAGCAGAAAUACUACGUUGAUAGCCAAAGCUUCCUGUUGAGACGACACGACUAUGCGCCAGAAGUCCUGGCUGGGGCAAAUGCAGCGCAUUUCAGCUAUGAUCCAGUCAAGGUCGGAGAGUUCACCUGGCCGAGUUUGAGACACAUUGUUGCGAUUGGGGAAAUCGGCCCGAUGAUGUUUGGGCCCAUCCCGACGCUCAUUCACCUGGUGAUGCUGAAGAUGGCGGUACAAGGGAAGGAUGGGAAGCAGGAAGUGUGGUCGUUGGACUGA
Molecule: messenger RNA, 780 nt
Organism: Cyphellophora attinorum
Lineage: Eukaryota; Fungi; Ascomycota; Eurotiomycetes; Chaetothyriales; Cyphellophoraceae
Exons: 1
Coding region: 1-780 (259 amino acids)
Source: RefSeq, a predicted model, not a curated record